GUAAUUACAAUUGUUAUAGCUACAUUAUACCAUAACCUUCACACAUUACCAGUCAUUACAAUAAUAAUGUAAAUAUGUACAUAAGUGCGACUGAACACAUGACACGAAAUAGAAUUGUGUAUUAAAGAUAACAAAAAGUAAUAAAUUAGAAGUUGUUAAUGAUAAAAGGUGCUUAGUAAAACACAAAUAAGUUUUGUAAGAAUUCUAAAAUUAUUGAUAUCGAUAGUUCAAACAAACAAAAAAACGACCCUUUGACUUAUUUAUCAAUGAGAUGAAUUGUAAGAGGGUAGUUAGUCAAAUUUUAGUAACGGGCUGGUUCACUCGUUAAUUUCUGUUUGAAAAUGAGUAAACCGAUUUGUAUAGUGCUGCUGAGUUUCUUUAUAUUAUUUAAUUUUCCAGCGUCAAUUCAAGGCUACAGACAUUUUAUAGACUUGGAAACCGACGGUGUCGAGACAAUAUUUGCGACUGAAAAUGAAAAUGUUAACAUAGAAUGCAAGACGGAUGUGCCGAUGGCGUAUUGUGGAUUCGUGCACCCAUCUGGGAAACGAUACUCAUUUUCAGGAACAACGCUAAGCGCCGGUCACUGCUUCAAAAACAUCACAGUGACACCAGAAGACGACGGAGAAUGGCGCUGUCACAGCGGCGGUCACGAAACCGGCGUCGAAAUAAUAAAAACAAUCGAAUUAAGGGUCGUCAACGAAGUGACCGCUUUAUGGAAAAACGUUACGGUUCUUCACGCGAAAUCUGUCUCGUUGGUUUGUCUAACUACAAAACGACUGACGCCGCUCAGCUACUGUCGCUUCGAACCUCCCAAGGGGAGACCGUUCAACAUAGCCGAAGACGUGACGCCCGAUAACGCCAUCUUAGGUAGAUUCUACUUUCCAACGAACAUGAGUUUGGAUCGCGGAGACUGUGCCGUAACUAUAAACAAUGUGAAAUACGACGAUUACGGCACGUGGACGUGCGGUGCAGGACUCGACGAUGGAAACGAACACACUGAUACUAUAAAUGUAAAAGUAAAAGGAAUUUACACCAUGUCGUUCGCAGCCGCAGCUGGUAUCACGAUAGUGUGCAUAGUGAUAAUCGCAUUAAUCGGAUUUCUCGCCUGGAAGAGACGCGAGUUUUUGGGCAGCACGCCGAGACCGACGCCCGAGCCGGCCCACGAGUUGGAACCCCUACAGGGCCACUCGGCGAGGAGAGGCGAUGUUGAUGUUCCCGAAGUCAGAGUCGUACCUCCGUCUGAAGCAAGUUCUUCACAGUCAACGUAGUAGUUUCUCGAAUAUGUAGCCGUGCAUCGAGAUAAUGCAAUAAAAAAAGAUCAAGGCGGAAUAUGAAUUCUCCCACACCUACUAUAAGGAUUAUCAAAGAGUACACAUAACUAAAUAAAAAAAAAAAAAACAAAAAGUAAAAACUAGUCAUUAUCGUAUUGUCACGAAAACCUAAUAUAGUUUCGUAACGCUUCACGACGUCUUAGAUUUUUGAAACCAUAUAGAAAAUGUCGGCGAUAGAUUCUGAUGCAGGUGUGCGGAAGAGUAAAACAAUUUUAGUUAUAGUUUACUGUUAAGAUCGUUCAUAAGUGUUAAUCUGAAUUUAAAUCCAAUAGGUUAUGAAAAUGCGAUAUUAUUAAUUAGAUUGAACAAUGUUUUGCAUGUAUGUACUUUAAAUAAAUUAUACAUUAUUGAAAUAAAUAAAAAUGGUACUUAUUAA
This is a messenger RNA of Bombyx mori (domestic silkworm), 1707 nucleotides long. RefSeq lists its product as uncharacterized. NCBI's taxonomy places the organism in Eukaryota, Metazoa, Arthropoda, Insecta, Lepidoptera, Bombycidae. The transcript is spliced from 5 exons. Bases 342 to 1268 code for a protein of 308 amino acids. The record is from RefSeq and is a predicted model, not a curated record.